Molecule: messenger RNA, 5921 nt
Organism: Acanthochromis polyacanthus (spiny chromis)
Lineage: Eukaryota; Metazoa; Chordata; Actinopteri; Pomacentridae
Product: scavenger receptor cysteine-rich type 1 protein M160
Exons: 19
Coding region: 66-3836 (1256 amino acids)
Cellular component (GO): membrane
Source: RefSeq, a predicted model, not a curated record
CCAGCUCUAUAAAGCUCAGAGCAUCUCCAGCCCUCCUCACACUCUCGCUAUGAUCUGUGGUGAAGAUGUGGUUCCUGCUGCUGCUCCACGUCGCUCACAUCCAGCCGCUCAUCUCUCAAGAUGCGAAGAGGCUGGUUCUGAGGAAUGGCAGCAACCCGUGUGAAGGCUACGUUGAAGUCUUCCACAAGAACGAGUGGGGGCUGGUGGGAGACAAGUUCUGGAACCGGUCGACCGAGGAGGUGGUCUGCAGGAGCAUCCACUGUGGAGAACCCGUGGAGAGCUCCACCGUCCGGAGGCCUCUGAACCGCACAGUUUGGCUGAACGAGCUGCAGUGUAAGGGGAGCGAGAGCCAGCUGUGGGACUGCGACAGUCCUGGAUGGAACAUCAGCAAGUACUUCAAACCCACCGUCAAGAAGAUCACAUGUUCACGAAACAUCACAUUCAGCCUAGAAGGAAACAGAUGUGCAGGAGUUGUUCUCUACUCCACAGACGGAGUGACGCCGUCCGGCUACAUCUGCAACGAAGGCUGGAGUGACAAAGAGGCCGGAGAUUUGUGUGGACAGCUUGGGUGUGGUGGACUGAAGAAGAGACCCACACCUGGCCAGAUGUCUGGAAAAGAUUUCCAGAGCCAGAGGUCUGAGAAGAACAUGAAGCUGGACUGUUCUGGACUGAUCGAAACAGACAACCUGUGGCAGUGUGCAGCUCCAGCCUCCACCUGCUCGUAUCCAGCUGCUGUCAUAUGUUCAGAACACGAGAGGCUGCGGCUGACAGAACUGUGUUCUGGGGUGCUGCAGAAGGAGACUAACGGCAAAUGGGAGAAUGUCAGCGACAACAACGUGAGUCCUGACGACAGGUGUCAACAGAUGUACUGUGGCAGCGCUCGUGGAAACGUCACGGACAGCAGACUGACAUGCACAGAUGACGUUUCAGUGGUUCUGGUGAAUAACAAAAAUGAACCCUGCUACGGGACGGUUCACGUUCAAAUAAACAACGACAGAAAAGCGGUGUGUGGAACCUCCUGGACGGAGAAAGAGGCCAACGUCGUCUGCAAGGAGCUCGGCUGUGGAACCGUGAACAGUUUCUCUAAGAGGAGGACCAGCUCGGGCUUCAUGGACUUUGUGGAGUGUUCGGGCAGCGAGUCGUCGCUGUGGCACUGUGAGGCCAAACACGGUGUGAACCUGAAAUGUUCAGAUGCAAAUGCUCCCUACGUCGUCUGCUCAGAGAGUCUGGAGGUGAGGCUGGAGGCUGGAGGUGGAAGAUGUGCCGGGAGGCUGGAGGUCAAACAUGACGGUGACUGGAAACGAGUCCUCAAGAAUGCAGCCUGGACGGACAAACACUCCAACAUGGUCUGCAAACAGCUCGGGUGCGGGAACCAAACAGCUCCUGGAAAUCCUGUAAAGUACAGUGAUGGUUCUGGUAGUUUCCUGACAGUAGACUGCGACUCUAACAAGGAAGAGAACAUCACCGAGUGCAUCAUAACCGACACAGGCAAUAAUGGCCAGUCUGCGGUGGGGAUAACCUGUGAGGAUCAUAAGGUGCUUUUUCUGAGCGGGAGCUGCUCCGGCGAGGUGGGGAUAAAACACGACGAUAUAACCUUCUGGCUCUCCGAUGUGGAUUGGACCCCGGAUGUUGCAAACACAGUCUGUCAGCAGAUGCAUUGUGGGACUGCUGACAACUUCACCUCCACACCCAGAGCUGAUCAGGAGGUCUGGUCUCACUCUUACAACUGCGAACACAAUGAAACGUCGCUGUUUGAAUGUGAUAACACGGAAAUCUCAUCAAACGUCAGUCAAAACGCAUCAAUCGCCUCUGUAAAGUGUUCAGGGACAAUCAAGCUGAAGCUGACCAAGUGCUGGGGAAACGUCAACAUGUUUAUGGAAGGGAAGUCUGGAGGUAUUUGUGCAGACACCUGGACAGAGGACAACUCUGAGAUGCUGUGUAAAGAGCAGGGCUGCGGGAGUAAGGUCCUGAAAUCCUUCAACCAGCAGAGCCAAACUGAAAUUAUGGUCCACAGUUUGCACGCCAUGCAGCCGAAUGCGAAACUGAACCAGUACAACUUCAUCAUGAACGACCAAGGUCGCACAUGCCAAAAACCAGCCUCUGUCGUGUGCUCAGGCAGCGUCAAGCCCAGAUUCAGCGACUCCAUAGAUAGCUGUUCUGGAAAACUGGAGCUAUCAUAUGAGGAGAAGUGGCUGCCGGUGUGCAGGGAAGCCCUGAAGGAGCAGAAAGCACAGAACGCCAUCUGUCGGAGGUUGAACUGCGGUGUAGCAUUCGGGGCGACUGAUGACUUUGGACCGACACCUCUGUCCAAUCAAGUCAUUACAGCGAUCCAAUGUUCUAACAACAACGCCGCUUCGCUAAAAGAGUGUGAAGUCACUUCUGAAUUUCGAAGUUGCACUCUUGGAGUUCUCAAAUGCUCUAAAUGGAAGACGAUGGUUCUAGAACACGAACCCUGCAAAGGAGAGGUGGCCGUUUACUCAGCGAAUGAAGUGAGCGCCGUUUCCAGUCAAGGCUGGACGAUGAAUGAAAGUCAGAGGCUUUGCCAAGACAUGGCAUGCGGCAGCCCCAUUUCAUUCGGGGGCAAUGGGACCUGGCCAACUGAUUCGUUCUUCAACGGAACAUUUAACUGUAAAGGAGGUAAACAGCAAAGCAUCUGGGAUUGUGAGAAGAAAGUCCCACCUUCGGAGAAGAAGAAGCUGUUCAUCGAAUGUCAAAAUCAGGCUCAGGUCACCCUUUCGCAGAAAUGUCAUGGCGAGUUGAGGAUAAAUGAUGCCCAGGUUUGCAGCAGGCAGUUUCAGCUGGACUAUUCCAACAGGGUUUGCCAGGAACUCAGCUGCAGCAAUGCGAUGGAAUUUAAAGAAAAAUCGAAGCGUGGGGUGUACCACCACAUCCAUUGUGACGAAUACCACUACAAGCUUGGCCAGUGCAGGCGAGUCUGGGGGGAUUGCAAUAGUCUGGUGGACAUUGUCUGCGUUGGUAGUAUCAAGUUCAAUACCACAGGAAAAUGUGGAGGUACUAUUCGAGUCAGUUAUCAAGACAAGUGGAAGGAAGUGUGCAGCCUGAAUGAACUCAGUGAUAAAAUGAAGAAUCAGCUGUGCCAGAAGAUGAACUGUGGUAAUCACAAUAAGAAUUUCAAACCAAGAAAAAGCGAAACGAAAAAAAACCUGGAGAUGAGUCUGGUGUGCACUGAAGAUCAUCUGGAUAUCAGACACUGCGUCAAGAAACAAAAAUGCACUGAUGAUCCUGCACGGAUCUUCUGUGAAGGCUAUGAACCAACAAUCCCCGACAAAACAUCUGAGCCGUCCAGAGUGCCUAUCAUCCUGGGAGUGAGUUUUCUGUUGGUUCUGUUGGUAGUGGUCGCUGUGGGGGCUCGAUUCUACUUUACCAGGAGAAACAGGAGGUUCAAUGCAGCGAGGAUGCUGCCAGGCAAAGAAAUGGAGUUUGAAAGCGGCGAGUACGAGGACGUCGUAAACAGAGACAAUGAAAUAGAAGACGUGAGAGGCGGCAGAUUCAGAUCGGAUGAUGAAUUCUUCAGAGAGGACGACAGACGGAGUGUUUCUUCUUUACCUUACGAUGACAUCGAUGAGAAGGCCGAAGCUCAGCCGCUGAACCCUCCGGCCGACACCGCCAGAGCCGGCAACGUGCAAGAAGACAAGGUGACCUAUGAGGUGGAAGAUCCACUGGAAAACUACGACGACAUUGAAUCGGGCCCCGAAAUCACUAAAGCUGAAGUCCAUGACAGCCCCCAACCCACAGCUGACCGUGAUGCUGCGGCUGCACCUCCAGGGCCGGCGCCGGGGGACGAGGACUACCUGGUGCCGGGUCAAGAUGGGUGAGACAAAGCCAGGUUUAAAACUCGCUCAGAUAAAGUGCAGGAUCCCAGAACCUCCUUGUACUCGGAUAAAAGUGAAAAAAAAGAAACUAAUUAUCAACAAUUUUUUAAUGGAACAAGACAUAAACCUACCAACAGUGCAAAAACUGCUGAAACAAAUUGAAUUAGCAUCAUUUGAAAUAUUAUUAUAAAUAUAAAGCUUGGAUUGCUUGUUCUAAAAGGUUUUGCGUGACGUCUGACUUCUGCUAAUAGGGCCUUAUUGAAUGUAGCAGACUGCAAUCAGAUUCAAGAUGAAGAAAAUGUAAAGUAAAAGUUUUUGAUUUCAGUUUUAUAUCUUUGUCUUUAGCUUUUAUUAUAACAAGAGUCUUUUAUGUGAUGUAUUAUGUAUAUAUAUAUAUAUAUGAUGUAAACAGCUUCUCCUGCAGCAUUCUAUGAUGAUUAUUUUUGCAGUAACUUGCAUCAAAACACACAAAUAUACGAGUUGUACAACAUAAAUACUUCCAUAGAGCACAGAGUCACCCAAAAAUAAAAUAAAUGCUACACGAAUCAAACUCCAUAUUAUCACAUCUGUUGUACAGGCUGUGUAGGUAAAUUGAACUUCAUGCUGUCACAUUAUGAUUUAAAAAGUGUAGUUUCAUUUGAUAUCGGGAAACAGUCGGAUUAGCCGGAUUAACAUUUACGCUCAUGACUAUGUUAAGCUAACUAGCUUCAUAUUUUGCGUAAAAAUGUGGAACUGGUGUUGAUUUUCUCGAUAAACUUUGUGCAAGAAAAAUUAAUAAGCAACCUUCUUGAAAUACAAAAAUUGUGGUUUAAAUACAUUAUGUUCUACGUUUUUGAAUCUAUAUGCAGUGUUUCAUUAUUUUUUAAUUGGUAGCAUAUACUAAUAUUAGUUAGCAUAUGCUACAUGUUAAAAAUAACAUUUUCAACAUUUUAUAAAAUAAACAAAGACACCAUCCUCUCUUUCCUUUUCUUUCUCCAUAGAUAAGAAAGUGUCAAAACUGCCUACUACACUAGUAUUACGUACUUAUUAGGCCAAAGUGAAACAAGUAGCAUGCAAAAAAAAAGACAAAAAUACAUGAAUGUUGUACAAUUCAAUAAAAAAUUAUUCAGUAUGGAUUAAACCAGUCUAUCUUGGUCCCACAAUGCAACACUCACAACAACUGUGUCAGAGGAGGAAAUUGACGAAGAUCACAUAUUUUUGUGACAUUUUUUUUUAAAUGACUUUGAAGGCUAAUCUUACCAUUUUAGGCUACUGUAUGGGUGAAAUAACACAGGAGACAUAAAACAUUGAAAAUACAGAGCUUGUAAAUAGGAGAAAAUAUUAUUACCAGCAUCUGUAUUAAAAUAAGAACCAGAAAAGCACUCAGACAGUGCAGUACUCCGCCAAGGUUGCUCAUUCCUUGUAUCGAUUCAGAUGGAUAAGUCCCAAUAAGUGGUGGAUUUGUAGCAGGAUCGCAAUCAUGUCGUCGUCAGCAGGCAGCUGAUGUAGUGUUCACUUGUUGUCAUGGUUACAGAGAUGCCAUGACGCUAUCUGGCAAUGAUACAGAAAUCUUUAACAAAUCCAUGGAUCCAGACUUUAAGCCUCAUCUCUGACAAAAUCUAAUCACUUGGUCCUUGUGUCAUCUCUGACCUUCCCUGAAAAUUUCAUCCAUAUCCGUUGCCCUGUUUUUUAUGGGAUGUUGCUGACAGACAGACAAACCAACGCCACAUAACUCCAGCACAUUCCAUGAUGGAGAAUUAAAAAUACAGUCAGUUUGCAGAAUUGAUAGAAAUUGAUUUGGUUGCAAAAAAACUUUUAAAUUUCAAACAAAUGGCACAGAAGUGGAUUCUAAACAUUAGCAGUGCUAUUGUUACUUCUGCUUUCCAAAACCAGACAAACCUCCUCCAGCAUGUGCGAAAUAAGACGAUUUAACUGCCAAUAGUGCUGCCAAUGUAAAACAUAACAUGCAGUACAUACUACUAGUAUGUAGUAGGUGGUUUUGCAGCUAGCAAUGUAUGCUCUGAAACUUGAACCAUGUCAGAUUUACUUUAGCUUGUUGGAAAUAUGUGUAAUGUGGGACCUUUAAAACAUAAAGUGUAAUGAGUUCUA